Messenger RNA from Xenia sp. Carnegie-2017, 1413 nucleotides. RefSeq names its product hepatocyte nuclear factor 3-beta-like. Gene Ontology annotation, biological process: cell differentiation; regulation of transcription by RNA polymerase II; anatomical structure morphogenesis. Gene Ontology annotation, molecular function: DNA-binding transcription factor activity, RNA polymerase II-specific; RNA polymerase II cis-regulatory region sequence-specific DNA binding. The coding region runs from base 141 to 959 and encodes 272 amino acids. The transcript has a single exon. The record is from RefSeq and is a predicted model, not a curated record. NCBI's taxonomy places the organism in Eukaryota, Metazoa, Cnidaria, Anthozoa, Malacalcyonacea, Xeniidae.
GGCUAAUUGCGUUCGCCGGUGCUUAUCGUACUAAACGGGGCAUUAAAACUGAAUUUGAUCCAAGGAAGUGAGUGUAGAAAGCAUCAAACGUCGUGCGAGCUAGAGCUUCACAAAUUCACUCGCACAACAUCGACUGCAUAAUGAUGGACUCAUUGUUGACAUCAGACUAUUUACAAGAUCCAUUGGAUCCAAAAGCGCGGCAGGUUAAGGAUAAAGAAAAGUCGAUGACAUCUCGACGAAAUUUCACGCACGCUAAACCACCUUACAGCUAUAUUAGCCUUAUAACUAUGGCUAUACAACAAUCGCCAAACAAGAUGUUGACCUUGAGUGAGAUCUACCAAUUUAUUAUGGAUUUGUUCCCGUACUACAGAGCAAACCAACAGCGUUGGCAGAACUCUAUUCGACACAGUUUAUCUUUCAACGAUUGUUUCGUAAAGGUUCCUCGUUCACCUGAUCGACCAGGCAAAGGUUCUUAUUGGACAUUACAUCCUGACUGUGGAAAUAUGUUUGAGAAUGGCUGCUAUCUACGUCGGCAGAAACGCUUCAAAGCAGACAAGAAACCAAACUUGAAUCAUCUUGUUAAGCCUGGACCUUACGUACCCGGUGUGCCUAAAGUACAAGGUGGAAAAACAUUUGCAACGCCAUCAUUUCUCGCUCCAACACAUUACGGUGGCUUUAGACCAGGUUUCAAUCAUCCUUUCGCGAUUAAAAAUAUCAUUGCUGAUCAUGAAAUGGAUUUCAGGGGAUACGACAGCAUGCAUUUUAACCCGUAUCAUUCUGGAAGUUUGUCUACACCACCUCCAGUGCCCGCUAUGAGUCCCAUGUCAUCAUUUGGUUUGCCGAAGACAACACUUGAUCCGCCAUCCUUGAUGACAAGCGACGCAAACUUAACUCCAUAUUAUCCCUCUUGUGGCUACAUCAACACGUCAUCCAGUUGUUCACUCUCUGGCUACACAUAGACCUUUUUGAAAUAUAACGAUUUCCCAACGUGAUUUUCCACGUCAAUCCACCGAAAAUAAUCGCUCAAAUAAGUUAUGAUUUUCCACUGUGAUUAUGCGCCAGACACACAUACGUAUACCAAAGUAUUUUAAACGGAAAAAGUAACAUACAAUAAAGAGGACACAUGCUAGCGUUGUCAUUAUCUUGUAACAUAAUACCAUUGCAAAUUAGAACCGUACAUGAAUUUGUAAAUUUAGGUAAAUUUAAAAACAAAGGCCGUGUUGGAUGGCCAUGAACAUGCAAGAAAGAAAACUUAAAAAUGGCGAAGGUGAAAUCGUAAUGUAUCGUUUUCUUGACGAUACUUUGUGUAAAGCAUGUAUUUAUUUUGCUUGUUGUAUUUAUAGAUUAAACCCUACGUUAUACUAUCUUGAAAACAUUAUUGACACGAUUGAAAUAAAUGUUGUUUGAAAUGGA